ACAUGGCGUCGAGUCUACAAUAUCUUAACAUGGACGCCUCCGCGAUGCAGAUGGGAUCCUUCCGCCCCGCCGCAAUUCUCAAUGAGCAUGAAUUUGCUCUUCGCUUUUGCUGGAGCCUUCACCGUUGCCAAUCUCUACUACAGCCAUCCUAUCUUGAACAUUCUGGCCACCGAUUUUCACGUCAAGUAUGAGCAGGUGGCUCAGAUUCCGACAGUGAUGCAAGCAGGCUAUGCUGCAGGGCUGCUAUUCCUCUGUCCUCUAGGUGAUCUAUUACCACGGAGACCUUUUGUUGUGGGCCUGGUUGGCUUCACAGCGACCAUGUGGAUCGGGCUCUGCGUUACCAACAAUCUCGCCGUCUUUACGGCAAUCUCAUUCAUCACUGCCAUCACCACAGUGACACCUCAACUCAUGCUCCCCCUGGUUGGGGAUCUUGCCCCUCCAAAUCGACGGGCAGCGGCCCUUUCCAUUGUAGUAUCAGGUCUGAUGCUCGGAAUUCUUAUCGCUCGAGUUCUUUCCGGCAUCAUGACUGAUUACAUAUCGUGGCGCUCCGUAUACUGGCUCUCCCUUGGCCUCCAGUACGCCAUAUUCAUCCUCCUUUGGCUCUUCAUGCCGGACUACCCAUCCACCAACCCUACCGGUUUGAACUAUUUCGAACUCCUAUGGUCGAUUGUCAAGAUGCUCUUCCGACAUCCUGUCCUCGUACAAGCCUGCAUAACCGGAUUCUUCACCUCGGCAACCUUCACCUGCUUCUGGACGACCCUGACCUUCCUCCUCGCGGGAGCCCCUUACCACUACAAUUCCCUCACCAUCGGUCUCUUCGGUCUCAUAGGCAUCGCAUCCAUGUUCACGGGGCCCGUGUAUGCCCGUCUCGUCACCGACAAGUUCGCGCCCCACCUCUCCGUCUUCAUCGGCCUCUUCUCCGCGCUCACCGGAAUUUGCCUCGGCACCUAUACAGGCACAUUCACGAUCGCGGGGCCCAUUCUCCAGGCCUUCCUAAUGGACUUCGGCUUCCAGACCGCGCAGAUUGCGAACCGCAGUAGCAUCUAUUCGAUCGAGCCGAAGAGAAGGAACGGGGUUAAUACAGCGUUUAUGGUUUCGACAUUUUGUGGGCAGCUUAUGGGUACUGCGGCAGGUGCGCAUGUUUAUGCUGAUGGGGGAUGGAGGGCUAGUGGAAGUAUGUGCGUUGGGCUGGUUGGAUGUGCGAUGUUAACGAUGGCUGCUAGGGGCCCAUGGGAGACAGGAUGGGUUGGUUGGGCUGGUGGUUGGAGCAUGAGGAAG
Aaosphaeria arxii CBS 175.79 is the source of this 1278-nucleotide messenger RNA. RefSeq names its product MFS general substrate transporter. The annotation marks the transcript as partial. The record is from RefSeq and is a predicted model, not a curated record. Gene Ontology annotation, molecular function: transmembrane transporter activity. NCBI's taxonomy places the organism in Eukaryota, Fungi, Ascomycota, Dothideomycetes, Pleosporales. Gene Ontology annotation, biological process: transmembrane transport. The transcript is spliced from 2 exons.